This is a messenger RNA of Mandrillus leucophaeus (drill), 6772 nucleotides long. It is a transcript of the gene ZRANB3, whose product is annotated as zinc finger, RAN-binding domain containing 3. Lineage: Eukaryota; Metazoa; Chordata; Mammalia; Primates; Cercopithecidae. Gene Ontology annotation, cellular component: nuclear replication fork. The record is from RefSeq and is a predicted model, not a curated record. The coding region runs from base 216 to 3446 and encodes 1076 amino acids. Gene Ontology annotation, biological process: replication fork processing; DNA repair. Gene Ontology annotation, molecular function: ATP binding; nucleic acid binding; endonuclease activity. The transcript has 21 exons.
GAGCCCUUUUCGCAACCCUAGCAGGAGAGAAAUGAUGGAAGAAGGGUAAGCAGAAGAUUUCCUCAAAACACCAUACGGGUUUUAAAUUAUUAGUACGUAUUUGAACUCGUCUACUUUCACGUAGUCCCGUUGAACGUCACUUCCGCUUAGGGGCGGACACGUCCCAAACCUGUGGCGGGAGUUGGAGAUGCUGCGGCGAAUACGCCAGGAUCAUCAUGCCUAGGGUUCAUAACAUAAAAAAGUCUCUCACACCUCACAUUUCUUGUGUGACAAGUGAAUCUGAUAAACUGCUGGACUUUUUGCCUGACAGACUAAGAGCAAAGCUGCUUCCAUUCCAGAAAGAUGGCAUCAUUUUUGCCCUCAAAAGAAAUGGCAGGUGUAUGGUUGCUGAUGAAAUGGGUCUAGGAAAGACAAUCCAGGCAAUUGGAAUUGCUUACUUCUAUAAAGAGGAAUGGCCUCUGUUAAUAGUGGUCCCUUCGUCUCUGAGGUACCCUUGGACAGAAGAAAUUGAAAAAUGGAUCCCAGAGCUAAGUCCAGAAGAAAUCAAUGUUAUUCAGAAUAAAACUGAUGUUAGGAGAAUAUCGACCAGUAAAGUGACAGUUCUGGGUUAUGGUCUCUUAACCGCAGAUGCAGAGACUUUGAUAGAUGCACUGAAUAACCAGAACUUCAAAGUAGUUAUAGUGGAUGAAUCACACUACAUGAAAUCCAGAAAUGCAACUCGCAGCAGGAUUUUAUUGCCAGUAGUACAGAAAGCCAGACGAGCCAUUCUUCUUACAGGAACACCAGCUUUAGGAAGGCCUGAAGAGCUUUUCAUGCAGAUUGAAGCUCUCUUUCCACAAAAAUUUGGAAGAUGGACCGACUAUGCAAAAAGAUACUGUAAUGCACGCAUCAGAUAUUUUGGUAAAAGACCUCAGUGGGAUUGUAGAGGGGCAUCAAAUCUUAAUGAACUUCACCAGCUAUUAAGUGACAUAAUGAUUAGAAGAUUAAAGACUGAAGUUUUAACCCAGCUACCCCCUAAAGUCAGACAGCGUAUUCCAUUUGAUCUUCCAUCAGCAGCAGCCAAGGAAUUGAAUACCAGCUUUGAAGAGUGGGAAAAAAUAAUGAGAACUCCAAAUUCAGGUGCCAUGGAGACAGUCAUGGGGUUGAUAACUCGCAUGUUUAAACAAACUGCUAUUGCCAAGGCAGGUGCUGUAAAGGAUUAUAUUAAGAUGAUGCUUCAGAAUGAUUCACUUAAAUUUCUGGUUUUUGCUCACCAUUUAAGCAUGCUCCAAGCUUGCACAGAAGCAGUCAUCGAAAAUAAGACUCGUUACAUUAGGAUAGAUGGAGGUGUUUCAUCUUCAGAAAGAAUACAUCUGGUUAAUCAGUUUCAAAAGGAUCCUGACACUCGUGUGGCUAUCCUAAGCAUUCAAGCUGCUGGCCAGGGAUUAACAUUUACUGCGGCAAGUCAUGUUGUAUUUGCUGAGUUGUAUUGGGACCCUGGACAUAUAAAACAAGCAGAAGACCGAGCUCACAGAAUUGGCCAGUGCAGUUCUGUGAAUAUUCACUACCUUAUUGCAAAUGGAACUCUAGACACCCUUAUGUGGGGAAUGUUGAAUCGCAAGGCUCAAGUUACAGGGAGCACACUGAAUGGUAGGAAGGAAAAAAUUCAGGCUGAGGAAGGUGAUAAGGAAAAAUGGGAUUUCCUGCAGUUUGCUGAAGCUUGGACUCCAAAUGACAGUUCUGAAGAGUUAAGGAAGGAAGCUUUGUUCACUCACUUCGAAAAAGAAAAACAGCAUGAUAUUCGAUCAUUUUUUUUACCACAACCUAAAAAAAGACAGUUGAUGACCUCCUGUGAUGAAUCAAAGAGAUUCCAGGAGGAAAAUACUGUAGUGUCAUCAGACCCUACAAAAACAGCUGCAGGAGAUACCAUCGAUUAUGAAAGUGAUGUUGAACCUGAAACUAAAAGAUUGAAAUUGGCCGCCUCGGAUGACCACUGCAGUCCCUCGGAAGAGACACCAUCCCAGUCCAGGCAAAUCAGAACUCCACUCAUGGAAAGUGUCCAGGAGGCCAAGGCCCAGUCAGCCACCCCAGCCUUUCCUGUAGAGGGCUGGCAGUGUAGUUUCUGCACAUAUAUCAAUAAUUCAGUGUUACCUUAUUGCGAAAUGUGUGAGAAUCCUCAAGGCAGUGCUGUUAUGCAAAUAGAUAGCCUCAGCCAUAUCCAGGAUAAAAACGAGGAUGAUUCUCAGAAAGACACCUCCAAAAAGGUUCAAACUAUCUCAGACUGUGAAAAACAAGCCCUUGUACAGUCAGAACCUGACCAGUUGGCUGACAGCAAAGAAGAGACAUCAAAAAUUGAGAAAGAAGAUGGACUUACAUCCCAGCAAGAACAGUUGAAGAGUUCAGACACUUUGCCAGUGUAUGACACCUUAAUGUUUUGUGCAAGUAGGAAUACUGACCGGAUUCACAUCUAUACUAAGGGUGGAAAACAGAUGAGCUGUAAUUUCAUUCCUUUGGAUAUAAAAUUAGACCUUUGGGAAGAUUUACCAGCAAGCUUUCAGCUGAAACAAAAUCGCUCACUGAUUUUGAGAUUUGUUCGAGAAUGGAGUAGUCUAACUGCCAUGAAGCAAAGAAUAAUCAGGAAAAGUGGACAGCUAUUCUGUAGCCCAAUUCUUGCUUUGGAAGAGAUCACAAAGCAACAAACCAAACAAAAUUGCACCAAAAGAUACAUAACCAAAGAAGAUGUUGCCAUAGCUUCAGUGGAUAAAGUGAAGAAUACUGGGGGCCAUGUCCGUCUGAUCACAAAGGAGUCCAGGCCACAGGAUCCUUUCACAAAAAAAUUUCUUGAAGAUGGAGCCUGUGUCCCAUUUCUAAAUCCAUACACAGUGCAGGCAGAUCUCACUGUGAGGCCCUCUACAUCCAAAGGCUAUUUGCAAGCUGUGGAUAAUGAAGGAAAUCCACUUUGCCUUCACUGUCAGCAACCCACUUGCCAGACUAAGCAAGCGUGUAAGGUGAACGCUUGGGAUUCACGGUUUUGCUCUCUGAAAUGUCAGGAAGAGUUUUGGAUUCGAUCUAAUAACAGCUACCUGCGAGCCAAAGUAUUUGAAACUGAACGUGGUGUGUGUCAGCUCUGUAAUGUGAAUGCACAAGAACUCUUUUUACGUCUGAGAGAUGCCCCUAAAAGUCAGAGGAAGAAACUUCUGGAUGCUACCUGGACUUCAAAGCUCCCAUUAGAACAGCUAAAUGAAAUGAUAAGAAACCCAGGGGAAGGACAUUUCUGGCAGGUGGAUCACAUCAAGCCAGUGUAUGGGGGAGGAGGACAGUGUUCCCUGGACAACCUGCAGACUCUCUGCACAGUCUGUCACAAAGAGAGAACUGCCAGACAAGCUAAGGAAAGAAGCCAGGUGAGAAGACAAUCUCUAGCAUCAAAGCAUGGAUCAGACAUCACACGAUUUUUGGUGAAGAAGUAAAGUAGAAAAAGAUAUGAAUGAAUGACAAAUGUUUUACAUGUGGAAGACUUUAAUACAAAAGUUUUCCAUGUUAGUUUAAUAUAUUAAGGGUAAAAAUUUUCUGAACAAAAAUCAAGAACUCAAAUUCUCUUGUACUAAUUAUUUUAGUGUUAAUUACAUUUUGAAAGUACUUAACAGAAACUAAGAUACAAUACUAAAUAUUUCUGUGGCCUUUUUGAUUUGAUGCAGACUCGCAAUUAUGUUUCAGCAAUGUUUUGUUAAGCUCUUUACCCCUAAUAUGCCUAAUCACUGUAUUGUGCAUAGAUGGUGUUUAAAAAAUGUACUCUCAAUUACCUAAAAAUGCUUCUGGAUUAGUAUUGUUCUGGACUGUCAUGGGUAUGAAUGGAACAUUGCAAAACCUCAUGGGAAAUUUCAGACACAAAUCAUUAUUUGGGAAUUCUGGGCCAAGCAUUACCAGCUUGCUUAGGAUUCAAGAGAGAUUGUACACUGAAUACCUCCAGAAUGAGCUUGGGGUACACAUUUUGGGUGUUGCUUUUCUUGCUUUUUUAGCCAGUCAUUUUUAUCAAAAAUAUCCUUUUCAAAAUGAAAUACCUAUGGUGUUUGCGGACAAUUUGGGGGUUCUGUGUAAAGUAAUUGUUAAAACUAUUAAAUAACUGAAAACAUAAAAUGUAAAAUGCCACUUAAGCUUGAAUAUCUUUUUAAAAAAAUAAAUCAAACUGUGCUUACUGUUGGCUGGGCGCCGUGGCUCACACGUGUAAUCCCAGCACUUUGGGAGGCCAGAGCGGGCAGAUCAUGAGGUCAGGAGAUAGAUUGAGACCAUCCUAGCUAAUAAGGUGAAAACCCAUCUCUACUAAAAAUACGAAAAAGUAGCCAGGCAUGGUGUCACACGCCUGUAAUUUCAGCUACUUAGGAGGCUGAGGCAGGAGAAUGGCUUGAACCCGGGAGGCGGAGCUUGCAGUGAGCCGAGAUCACGCCACUGCACUCCAGCCUAGGCGACAGAGCGAGACUCCGUCUCCAAAAAAACAAACAAACAAACUAGGCGUGCUGUCAAAAUACUCUUUGUCUUCUGGUUCUCAUUUUCUGUUUUUAAAACCCUCUGUUAUUAAAGGUAUGUUUCUGGUACUUCUUUUAAAAAGAGUGAUGAUGAUAAAACACUUUAUAAUAAGGCAUAAUCAGAUGGUUAUAUGCAUUUAAAGAUACAGUGAUAACAUUAAAAUGUAAUUGACAUAAAAUAAGAGUGAUAAUGAAACAAACCCAGGGCCUAAUCCUGCAAUAUGUCAGAAUCAUGAGAGCAAAGAGUCAGAACUAUACAAAAUACAGGACCAAGGAAGAAUUACAUUCCCAAAAGGGUUUGCAGAUACUACUAGGACAUACACUUCUUUAGUUUGAGCAUUUUCCCAUGUUAAUUAAUAGCUAGUGUUUUACAACAUAAAGGACUUGUUUUUAGAAAGAUUAAACAAUCAAAGAUUAUACAACCACAGUUGUUCCUCAGGGUCUAUUUCAUUAUAUGAGAUCAAAUCAUGUUGGUUAUUUUAUAAAUGAAGUUGGGCUUUCUUUGGCCUCCUUUCUGCUUAGUUGGUCAGGCUCUCUUUGCAGUUUUCGGCCUCAUUGCUAAGGUAACCUAGGAUUUGUCAUGGUUGAGAGCCAAGAAGCAGGCACGCUGCCUUUCCUCCAGCAUGGGGUGUUUGCAAGCAAUGUCUAAGUAGGUCAAAUUUGAGGGGAACUCGCUCUUCAGAUCACACUAAGGUGAUAAUUCUAAGGAGAAAGUUCUCACAUGUAAGAACUGUGUGAUGAUUUGAGGUGAAACAAUCUAUGAAGCUAGGCUCAGUCUAUACCAGGUUUCAGAAUUCUAAUUAAAAAUGCCAUAAGGAGCAGUGAGCAUUUGCUGUACAGGAUGCUGACUGGCUCAUCCCCAUCCCUUCCUGACAUGUCUCAGAGCUUUGUGUCCUGCCUUCCCCUAACUUGGUUUGCAUUACUUGUGGGGCACAUUGAGACGAAGGGUUCUGAGACUGAAAAUAAAGAUAGAGAUUGAUCUAAUAACCAAGACCAAAAGGGCAUCUUGAGGAGACUGUUCUUUCCUCCUCACAAUCUGAAACAGAAGCUCCCCACUAUGUAUGGCAAAUGGGAUGUUAUGACAGAGGGACACAGAAAGUAUCAGAGCAAGCAGCAGAUCCUGAGUGCAGAAAGAAGUGCAGAUGCCCCCCAGGAAGAAGAUAGCUGCUGCCACUCUGGAGAUGGAGUGAAAAACACAGGUGGGUAGAAUGAGUGUAAAAGAAUAGGCCCGGCUCUGAAAAGACUCAGAAGGUGCAAGAUACAGUUGAGGCUAAGAAAACAACAACAAAAAAAGGCUCUGGCCAGGUGUGAUGGCACUUGCCUGUAGUCCUAGCUACUCAGGAGGCUGAGGUAGGAGGGUCACUUAAGCCCAGGGGUUCAUGACCAGCCUGGCCCCAUCUCAAAAAAGAAAAAAGGCUCUGGAUCCAGGGAACAGAGCUGGGAAGUGGUAGCUGAGGAAGGAACCCGCUUACGAUAGAAAACCACAUGAAAAUAUGCCUGUGGGUAGGGGUAGGGUGGGGAGGACUUCCGGAGUAUGGUGGGCUCACACACUCAAACCGCACAGUCAGCAUCAGGCUGGCCUGCCUUCCUGUUCCCGUCACUGGGUGACAUUGAUCCCAGACACAUUCUGAUGACUAGUAAAGUUGCUUUUGGUAGCCCCAGAGCCAGGAAGAAGAAUUCAUAUGGAAUUGUUAAAGACGCCCACUCUUAGCGUUAAGUACAGCCCAACAUACAUUUCUUGAGGAGAUUUUCCUGGGACAAGUGAAUACCCUCUACAUUUUCUUAACUGGACGGAAAAAGGAUUUUCUGCCCAUACAUCUUGCUAAUAAAUCAAAUCUCUUCUUCUGAUUCUUGAGUGAAACAUUUAAAAUACAGUUUCUUUAGAAAUAAAAAAGUAUGAGGCAUUUUAAAUCACGUGACAAAAAAGUCAAUGCUCUUGCGCUCUUUACAGUAAAUAGAUUGUGUUUACUCAUAGGAUACAGAAUCAUGGCUCUCAAACAUCAAAAAUAAAUUGUAGAAAUAGUAUCUCAUUUUCUGUUGCAUAUUAUUAGCCUGUCUCUCAUUCCAUCAUUUGUUCUUUUGAACUGGAAAAUUGUGGGCUCCUAGUCACUGCACUAAUCUAACUGAAUAUCCAACUACCAGAAAAAGUUUUUUCCUAUCUCAAGUUUGUCAGUUGCUUUAUACGGUUAAGGGUGUUUUUGCCACCCUGGUUGUGUUCAUAAUUACCACUGAGAAAUGUCACUGUUAUUAAAAUACAUUCUGUGUUCCAACUA